This is a messenger RNA of Meriones unguiculatus (Mongolian gerbil), 2073 nucleotides long. RefSeq lists its product as uncharacterized. The record is from RefSeq and is a predicted model, not a curated record. Gene Ontology annotation, biological process: virion assembly; proteolysis. Gene Ontology annotation, molecular function: zinc ion binding; nucleic acid binding; aspartic-type endopeptidase activity. The transcript is spliced from 2 exons. Lineage: Eukaryota; Metazoa; Chordata; Mammalia; Rodentia; Muridae.
AUGGCCUGCUUUUCAGGUUGGAUGCCACCUGAGGGCACCUUUCACCUUGACACGAUUCUUGCUGUUAAGACUAAGACUCUCCAAGUGGAGGGGGGCCAUCCUGAUCAGGUACCUUAUGUCCUAACCUGGGAGGAUAUUGUUCGCCAUCCACCCCCCUGGGUGCGCCCCUUUGUUCUCCCCACAGAGACUCCGUUGACAACUGUUUGUGCUGUUAAGGAAGAGGAGAAAAAGAAAGUGCUCACUUCUCCAGAAGCAGACCUCCUCCUUUUUGACCUUCCGCCCCCUUAUCCACCAGCCAUGGCCCCUACCCCUGCCAGUUCCCUGGCCGGUUCUCCUGCCAGACCUCUGACCGUUUCCCCUGUCAGUUUCCUGGAGGCUGUCAGUUCUCCCUCAGGGCCUAAGGUGGGACUAGCAUGCAACUUUCCUAGUCCCCUCUCACGUCCCUCAGCAGGAGCUGUCGGUCCCUCAGUGCUGCCACCGCAGACACCAUCGGCGCCGCAGACACUGCCAGAGGUUCCGCUGCACUCACCAGCUGACCCUGCUCAGAAUGAAAGGGGCCCAGCAGCUGGAACGCAAAGCCGCAGAGCAACCCAGCUGGACUCGGUGGCUCUCCCUUUGCGAGCCUAUGGAUUUCCAGAGGGGGAUGGGCAAUACCCCCUUCAGUACUGGCCUUUUUCCACAGCUGAUCUCUACAAUUGGAAGGCUCACAAUCCCCCUUUUUCUGAGAACCCCCAAGCCUUGACUGACUUGUUUGAAUCUGUCCUUUUCUCUCACCAGCCCACUUGGGAUGAUUGCCAACAGCUUUUACAGACACUCCUGACUACCAAGGAGAGGGGACGAGUUCUUUUAGAAGCAAGGAAGAAUGUCCCGGGGGCAGAUGGGAGGCCUACAGUUCUCCCCAACGAGAUUAAUAAUGGGUUUCCUCUCUCUCGUCCUGAUUGGGAUUACAAUACACCAGAGGGUAGGCAGCACUUGAAGGUUUACCGCCAGACUCUAAUGGCGGGUCUCCGUGGGGCUGCUUGAAGACCCACCAAUUUGACUAAGGUAAGAGAAGUGGUCCAGGGGCCAGAGGAAUCUCCUGCAGCCUACUUAGAAUGGCUGAUGGAUGCAUUCCGCUGGUUUACUCCCUAUGACCCUACUUCAGAUGAGCACAGGGCAACAGUAGCUGUAUCUUUCAUAGAUCAGUCAGCUAGGGAUAUUUGUAGAAAACUUCAGAAAUUAGAAGGUCUGCAGGAUAAGUGGUUGAAGGAUUUAGUGCAAGUAGCAAAAAAAGUCUUCUAUAGUCGAGAAACAGAAAAAGAAAAAAAAAGGAAACAGAAAAAACAGGAGAUAAGAGAGAGAGAGAGAGACAAGAGGCAGGAUAAAAAAUUGACUAAAAUUCUGGCCACCGUAGUUCAGGAAAGUCAUACUGAAAGGGAGAGAGUUCCUGGCAACCGUAAGGGCCCUUUGUCUAAGGACCAGUGUGCCUACUGCAAGGAGACAGGACACUGGAGGAGGGAUUGCCCCAAAAGGAAGAAGAAGCAGCUGAAUUCUUGAGCCACAGGGACCAGGGUCCUGACCUUAAACAAUGACAGCAAUUAGGGAGGAUGGGGUUCGGUUCCCCUCCCCGAACCCAGGGUAACCCUCAAGGUGGAGGGGAAGCCAGUCCAUUUUCUAGUGGAUACUGGCGCUCAGCAUUCAGUUCUGUUGCAAGAUUCAGGGGCUAAAAAAGAAAAAAAAUCAUGGGUUCAAGGCGCCACUGGAUGUAAGCAAUAUACAUGGACUACCCAAAAAACAGUGGACCUUGGUGUGGGCCGGGUAUCCCACUCGUUCUUAGUCAUGCCUGACUACCCAUACCCAUUGCUGGGAUGGGAUAUCCUGACCAAAAUAGGAGCCCAUAUCUAUUUUAACCCAGAAGGCCCACAGGUUACAGAUAAAAGAGGGGAUCCUAUUCACGUGCUUACAAUUCACUUGGAAGAAAAAUACCGGCUGAGUUUUGAAAAGGUGUCAAUCUGCUUGGAAUACUCCAUUACUGCCGGUCCAGAAGCCUGGGAGCAACGAUUAUCGGCCUGUGCAAGACCUGAGGGAAGUUAA